This is a messenger RNA of Acaulospora colombiana, 3851 nucleotides long. The record is from the annotation of a GenBank genome assembly. NCBI's taxonomy places the organism in Eukaryota, Fungi, Glomeromycota, Glomeromycetes, Diversisporales, Acaulosporaceae.
UCGGUUGGCGUUUGCAAGAUCGUCACGUUCUUGUCAUCGGUGGUAACCAGAUUGCAGCGAACCGGAUUGAAUUCGUUUUGAACGCAAGACCACGAAAGAUAACCCUGAUAACGCCAAUUAAAAAUAUCUCUUCCAACAAAAUCAGAAAAUACAUAGUAGAACGUACGGUUACGCACAAAAAUAGCGAAUUCGAAAGAAAACACCUGAUUGACGAAAAUGAGAUACCCGUUGACCUCAUCCUCUCCGCUGUUGAUGAUGUAAGCUUGUCGAAGGAAAUCGCAGCAAUUGCUCGCGAACUAAGAAUACCGGUUAAUGUCGCCGAAAUACCUCAAAUAUGUGAUUUCUUGUUUAUGCCAACCUAUCGAGAAGGCCAUCUUCAGGUCGCCAUAUCCACAAACGGAACUGGCUCGCAGGUCGCGCGAAAGCUUAGGCAACACAUCAUCGAAAGUUUACCGAAGAAUAUAACGUCUGCAAUUGAUAAUGUUGCCCUGAUCAGACAAAAUCUUGGGGCGGGUAAUGCUUCCGCUCUGUUCAAAAUCACAGAUUCCUUGCCUCUCAACGAGCUCGCCGACCUUACCCAAGAAGACAUCGAUAGACUGAUCGCAGAACACAAAAAUAUCGAGUUAGAUAAGUCUGAUGUCUCGUCGUUGUCCUCCACAACCGUUGGAGACUUGAAUGAUAACUCCACGUUAUCCAUCAAAUCAAGUAUUACGGGUAACGACGCUUUCACCAAUGGCGGCAAGAAGUUUGUGGAUGGUAAAACGGCAGUCGCGCAUGUGGCCUACGCUCUGAGCAGCUUUAAUUUUGUUUACCCCACAACUCGAUAUCAUUAUCCGGGGGAAGUCACCUUGCAAUGGUCUGCUCGGGAUGAAUUGAAUGCUUUCGGAAAGGUUUGCAGUGUCGUUCAGAUGGACACUCGCUCGGGAGCCAUGACGGCAAUUUUGGGUGCCGCUUCUUUUGUGGACUCGAGUGAAAUUAUUUCAGUCUUUUCAUCAUCACAAUCAAUCGUCUUGAUGAUCCCAAACCUGUACGGUAUCUCACGAAAGAGACUCUCAUUAGCAAUUCAUGUUUCCGCUCAUAGUUAUGAUGACAACUUGGAGAAUUUGACCGAUUAUUCGGACGUACUUUUGUUACGUGACACGGGAAUGGGAAUUAUCAAUUCAUACUCUACACAGGAAAUUCACGACAUCGCGUUGAUAACUCAUCUGAUUUCCAUGUCCACGAAAUCUCCGAUGUUGCAUAUUUUCGAUGGGGUGAGAACAGCCCACGAGUUUUCUCAGAUUGACCUUUUGUCGUAUUCCAAGAUAUCUAGAAUAAGUUCAGAGAUUCUCUCGGCGGCAAAUCAUUGGCCUACAGGCGACAUCGUGGAUAUAUUUGAGAAAGUUGCAAGCAAAGUUGGAAAAGCCAUUGGACGUCGGUAUCAUGCGUUUGAAUAUGUCGGUUCGCCUGCCGCUGAGACGUUGCUGAUCAUCUACGGUGGCGGAACAACGAUAGUGAGGGAAACCGUGGAGCGUAUCAGUCAGAGCGGUAGUAAUGUUGGUGCCAUCAUCGUUAGAGUUUACAGGCCGUGGUCGGAAAACCAUUUUCUGGAAGUAUUACCCAGGACAGCGAAACGUGUUGCGGUCCUGGAACAGGUUCCUUCGAAUGUCAAUUACUCUCGCAAUGCGAGCUCUUCACUAUUCAGCGACGUCGUCGCCACGUUGUCUGGCGCUUGGAUCAAUUCUACUGGAUCCCAUCCCGAACUAGUGGACGUUAAAUAUCCAUCGCAACGAUUCAACUUCAGCACCGUUAGCUUGCUUAUUAAGCAAGUUGAAACUGGCGGUAUUGUUGAUUUUGAUGAGAUCCUGUCGAAUAAGAAUGAUGGCCUCGACAUUCAACCAAUCUCGACCGAUGUAAAACAAUGUACCUUUUGGGAUGCUGAAUCUCGGGAAACUUUUUCGUCCAGUCGACAUAUUGCUCACAUAUUGGCGUAUCACACGCCUUUAAAUGUGUCGAGUCUCUCCACCUUUGACAUUUUUAAUCAUGGCGGAGUUGCGACCACUAAUUUACAAUUCGGGAACAGAGUCAACAAUGGGAGAAUAUACGAUGCCAACACUGGUAUCGAUUUUAUUUCCAUUCAUGAUGUUAGCUUAACCGCGAAAUAUGACACUUUAGCACACGCCAAAAGUGGUGCCAUUGUCCUUCUAAAUACAAGCUGGACCAUGGAUGACCUAGAAACAAAACUCCCCAACGAUUUUAGAUACGAAGCUUCAAAACGUAACAUACAACUAUAUGUCAUUGAUGCCGAAAAAUUCGUCAACGAUUUGAACUUGAGCACAGAAGUCGGCACUAGUAUCAUUUUGCAAGUUGCCUUUUUGAUUAUUUUUAAUGGCAAGUUCAAACUUGAUCGUAGUCUGGAGGAUUCCAUAGCCGACUUUUAUGAUGGUAAUGGCGAAAAAGAAAUUAGAUCACAGGUUCGCUUCAUCAUUCAGGAGACCGGAAAAGCACUCGCUCGUGUCGAACUUCCGCCGACAUGGCAAAUUUUGGAUAAGACCGAUCAAAUUUUACCAUCGUUUGUCGACAACAAUUCCUUUGGAAGAAAUUUCGAUAAGCCAUUGAUCGAAGGGCCCAAACACCUCAACUGGCACACGGUAGCGCAAAACCUUCUUUUCAAAGAAGCAUACGGCACGGAUCAACUCACUCGACCUGAUGUUGCGGAGAAAACUUACGUCAUUCGUGUAUCUGAGAACCGACGGCUAACACCCGUAACGUAUGACCGGUAUCUGUUCCAUAUUGAAUUUGACACCACAGGAACAGACUUGAAGUAUGAUUUGGGCGAGGCUCUUGGUGUAUACGGUCAUAAUGAUCCAGAGGAGGUCAAUCAAUUCUUAGAAUACUACGGGUUGAAUCCCGAUGACCUUAUUUCAAUUCCUAACAAAGAGGGUAAUCGAUAUGAGACGAGAACCAUAUUUCAAGUGUUCUCUCAGGUCCUUGAUAUAUUUGGCCGACCGUCAAAGCGUUUCUAUGAGUCUUUGUCGCUUUAUGCCACGAACGAGAACGAGAGAGAUCGACUGUUGUGGAUAGCGAGCAAGGAGGGUGCCGAAGAAUUUAAGCGUCGCGUUGCUGAUACAAUCACAUACGUCGAUUUACUAUUUGAGUUUACCUCGGCAAAACCACCUGUGGAAGAUUUGGUACAAAUGGUCACUCCUAUCAAACCGCGUCACUAUUCAAUUGCUUCUGCGCAAAGUAUUCAUCCUAAUGGCGUACAUUUGUUGGUGGUGACGGUCGAUUGGGUUAACUCGGCUGGUAAAAAACGAUUCGGUCAAUGCACGCGUUAUUUAUCUGGUCUCAAAAUUGGAGAGCAAGUUACAGUCUCCAUAAAGCCGUCAGUCAUGAAGCUUCCUCCGCGAGACACACAACCAGUUAUAAUGGCAGGUCUCGGUACAGGAAUGGCGCCUUUCCGCGCAUUUAUCGAAGAGCGAGCUUAUCGCAAAUCACAGGGAAAAGAGGUCGGACCAAUGGUUCUUUACUUUGGUUCUCGCAACAAGUCCAUGGAAUACCUCUAUGGCGAGGAACUUGAAGCCUAUCACUCCGAAGGAUUGCUUUCGCAUCUUCAGUUGGCAUUCUCUCGUGAUCAACCGCACAAGGUCUACAUCCAACACAAGAUGAAUGAGGAUGCUAAUCUAUUACACCAAUACUUAUUAAAAGAUGAAGGAUGGUUCUACUUGUGCGGUCCCACGUGGCCAGUGCCAGAUGUGAGAGACGCGAUCGUGAACAGUUUCGUGACGGUCGGAGGUUUAUCAGAGGGCGAGGCGAUAGAUUGUAUCAAUAAGCUAAAGGAUUUGGAGCGAUACAUUUUGGAGGUUUAUUAA